Molecule: messenger RNA, 3261 nt
Organism: Parus major (Great Tit)
Lineage: Eukaryota; Metazoa; Chordata; Aves; Passeriformes; Paridae
Gene: LRRC14B
Product: leucine rich repeat containing 14B
Exons: 2
Coding region: 1-1551 (516 amino acids)
Cellular component (GO): cytoplasm
Source: RefSeq, a predicted model, not a curated record
AUGAAGUCUCUCCGAUUCAUUAGCGCCGAAGCAUUCGUGUCAAAUGCAGAGUUUGCCAGGAAGAGUCUCGGUGCUGUUGCACAUGAUCUUUUUCCGCUUCUUUUUAAAGCCAGCUAUUUACUGGAGCAAGGGGAAGUGAUUCACGACUUGGUAGAGAACUGGCCACUUUUUGAUUUUAACAUGGGAAAACUUUUGGGAGCUACUCUGGACUGCCAGGAAGAUCUGAGCCAUAGAACAUGCUCGGUGUGUUUGGAAAGUUGUCUGACAGGGCUGAGAGACUAUGUGCUGAAUCAGUCUUCUCCCUACAUGAAAAAGUUGAAAGUGGUCGACCUGACGGGUAUAAAAGAUGUUGAAGUUCAGUUUUGUAAGUGCAAGAAGACAAUGGGCAGGUGGGCCAGGACACAGCUGCUCUCUAAGCUUUGUUCAGAACUGCUGGUUUACCUGCAACAAGCACAGUGCCACCCAGGUACCUUUGAAAUCAGUAUCAAUGUGCUAAUUGACUUGUUUGUUACAGAGCGGAACUAUGAGCUGGUCGUGCAGGCUCUGUUGAAGAAAUGCAGUUGUCCGCUGAAAAUCUGCUGUGUGGCAUUCAGAUCUGACAACCUGACCUUGCAGAAAUUCUUCUAUAUCAUAAAGCUCACUGAUCCCUCCUUGUUGCGCAAACUGGAAAUAGUUCAUAAUGUUCACUUGGAAAUGGAACACCUGGAAAUGCUCUUCAACAGUAUCCACUUCCCUGUGUUGAUGUCCUUGACCUUGCCAGCACGAACAUUUAACGUGCGGAGGUUCACGGCUACAGAUGAACAGAUGCUUACGAACAUUGGAGAAAAGAUGGGUGAAAUGUUGCAGCUCACUGAGCUGAGUAUGUCAUUUUCUAUCCUCACGGGAAGAAUACAGAACCUUCUCAGCCCACUAAAAACUCCACUGAAGAUGCUGGAUGUUUCUAACUGCUCCUUGAACCAUGAUGAUAUGGCCUUUUUAGCCAAUAGCUCCCAUGCCAGUCACUUGGAAGCCCUGGACCUGAGUGGUCACGAUAUACCUGAACUUUACCCAUCAACAUUCUUUAAGCUCCUCAGCCAUUGCUCUUCAGUGCUCAGGAGUCUUACCCUGGAGGACUGUAAUAUCCAAGACAUUCAUGUCAACAGGUUGAUUUUAGGUUUAAGCCCAUGUCAGAAACUAGAGGAGUUUAAGUUUAUUGGAAAUCCACUGUCAUCCCAAGCUCUUAAACACCUUUUCACAUUUCUCUGUGAACUGCCGAUGCUGAAAAAUGUGGAGUUCCCAGUUCCAAGGGAUUGCUACCCUGUUGGCAUCACCUAUCCCAUUGAUGAUGCCAGUCUUUGCAGAUUUGAUCACCAAAAAUAUGAAAGGGUAGCAGAGGAGCUUAACCUCAUUUUACUCCAAGCAAAUAGAGAGGAUGUGAAGGCUUCAACGCCGCUCUUUGGGAGUUAUGAUGCAGCUGUUCAGGAGACAAACAAUGAACUGGGAGCUUACUUGAUCAAGUCCUUCAAAGAGACUUUAGAGAAGUUCACUACUUCAUUUAACAAAAUGAGUUAAAUCUGUAGAAUUCUUAAGUGGUGAUAAGAUGAUCUGCCAAAUCAGAACUUAAAAUAGUCUUUUCUAGAACUGCACCUUCAAUCAUCAGUUGUGAAUUUUCUUUAAUUUUUCAUCUGAGUUUACUAUUGUUUGAAUAGCCUCUAAUCACAUGAGGUAUUGUAACUCAUGCUGUAUCUAUUGCAUACACCUUACACAAGCACUACUUGCUCACAAAAGAGGAGAGGACACUUAAUAGCGCAUUAUUUUAUACAAAUGUACUUUUUAUUAGUAAAUCAAAUUGGUGUUUAAGCUUGACUGAUUUCUUAUGCAGGUUCCCUUAGAUUUGUCAGCUGGUCUGGUAGCCCUGCAGAACAAACAGGGAAGUCCUUUCCCAAAUCCAGCAGGAUAUUCAAAAGAUUGUGCACAUGUCCUCAUGUGUAGCUGCCUAAAUGUAUUUUUUUUUCUGCUCAUGACCUGAAUUCACCAAUCUGUGUUUUAUGCAGUAUAUUCCCAAUAAUGGAGGAUGUGUAACAGCCUUCAUAUCCCUGUGCCUCUUUCUUCUGCAGAGGCAAGCGCAAUAAACACAAUUUGUCUUAUACAUUGCCCUUGGUGAGGAGUAAAAUUCCAUACAGAGGAGGCAGCAGACCAAAUGGUUGGCUGGCAGCAGGGGAUCUCAUCCCACCUACCCAGCAAUAUUAAGCAGUCUGUGGGGUCUCUGCUGAUGUUCUUGCAACGUGUAUUUUAGAAAGGCGGACCAGGGCAGUGCUGCCCAGCCAUGCCUCUCAUGUCAGCUAGACAGUGCCUCAGGAUACUCCCUUCCUGGAAUUAGUUUCAUGGCUGGCAGGGUACACCCUGCUGCUUUCAGCUGUUUUAAAGAAAGUCUAGGACUGUGGUAAUACUGAAAAAACGACUAGUGUUGAAAAGACAUGAAAAAAAUUAAUCCGAUGCCAAUUUAUAAAAUGUGGAAAAGAGACAAGGCUGGUUGCUGAAUAACUCAAUGUUCACCUGUGUAAAAUGCUGCUGGCCUUCUGUCAGGACUGUGUGUUCUCUACAGACUACUUUAGCUUCUCAGCCACUAUCAGGAAAAAUCACAUUUAUUUGUCAAGCUUUAGUGCAAGGAAGGUAUUAGAGUGACAGAGUAAACAGUAUCCCAGACUUCACACACAUUGGAGCAUAGGUAAAGGUGCCUGGAUGUCAGGACAGUAAAGGCCACAAGACACACAUCUGGGGAGAGUACUGUAAUUGGGCACUGAGAGGUAAACAAGUGCUAGGUAAUUAAAAAAAAACCAACAAAAAACCCCCAAAACCCCUCAGGUUAAUGCACAAUAUUCUCCCAUUAAAUAUACUUUAACAGUUCAUGAAAACGUGAUCAAACAGGACUGAAAGUGAAUGUUUGUAGCAGUAGCUGAAAGUGUCAUUGUUAUGUUGAGGAUCAUCAUUAAGGACUGUUUAUUUGAGGUAAUACUGGGCCUCAUCAUCUGAGGAUAAGGAAAAAAAAUUCUGCAUUUAGGCAGUGCUGAUUUGUCAAGCUUUCUGUUUAUCUACAGUAGGAAUAUGCAAGAAACUCUUAACCUAAUUUAUUAAAAAAAAUCCCCCCAAACCCCAAAAAUUGAUGGAAAGAGUACUAAGCAGAGCUUACAGGUUCCACAGCAUGCAUUUAAAUGAUUUUUUUCAUGUCAGCUUACAUUCUAACAUGUUUUAUUGAUUAAACAUAUGAUGGUAAAAUUGAAA